Talaromyces amestolkiae is the source of this 864-nucleotide messenger RNA. RefSeq lists its product as uncharacterized. Bases 1 to 864 code for a protein of 287 amino acids. The transcript is spliced from 7 exons. The record is from RefSeq and is a predicted model, not a curated record. Lineage: Eukaryota; Fungi; Ascomycota; Eurotiomycetes; Eurotiales; Trichocomaceae. Gene Ontology annotation, molecular function: 4-hydroxy-tetrahydrodipicolinate synthase activity.
AUGGUUCCUGUAUGCGCAGGCUCACUUGGAGAGGCUGUUCAUCUGAGUUAUGAUGAGAGGAUAGCCUUGAUUCAAUUCAUCAGGGCUACACUUGAUGAAGCGGGUCUAACAUCAACUCCCAUAGUUGCUGGAGUGGGCGGUUUGAGUACCAGAGAGACUAUCGAGCUUUCAAAGGCAGCAGCAAAGGCCGGAGCUGAUGCUGGAAUGGUAAUUCUUCCUGCUUACUAUGCUGCAAGCCUGAACACAGACUCACAGCAAGUCGUUCAAUAUUACAUUGAUAUUUGCAAAGAGUCUCCGAUACCCCUACUACUUUACAAUUUCCCAGCCAACGCAGGUGGCCAGGAUAUGCCAUCAGCUGUGAUCAGUGAAAUUAUAAACAAGGCUCCAAAUCUAUGUGGAGUCAAACUUACAUGUGGAGGUAGCAUAGCAAAACUUGUGCGCCUUACUGCGGAGAUUGAAGGAAAUCCCAAAAUCAACGAGGCUCGGGCUUACCCCUUCCUCCUCCUGGAUGGACUGAUCGCCGACCUGACACCAUGGAUGCAAUGCGGCGGACAUGGGACUGUCAGCGGAAUCCCUAACUUUGCUCCGGCAGCUUCCAUGAGGCUCUGGGAAUUGCUCAACAUCGAGUCUCUUACAGCGGAAGAGGCCACCGAAUGCAAAAGAUUGCAGGCAAUUCUAUCCAACGCUGACGUCGCAGCUGUACCGGGUGGGAUCCGAGCUAUGAAAUAUGCAUUAAACAAGUUGCAUGGCUACGGUGUAGCACCGCGCAAGCCGUUGCUACCGUUGAAGAAAUUGGAGGGAGAAGCUUUUAUGGAUAUCCUUCGCGAGAUGAUUGACUUGGAGGCAGAGUAUACUCAAAAAUAA